Molecule: messenger RNA, 1065 nt
Organism: Pyrgilauda ruficollis (rufous-necked snowfinch)
Lineage: Eukaryota; Metazoa; Chordata; Aves; Passeriformes; Passeridae
Exons: 4
Coding region: 1-1065 (354 amino acids)
Biological process (GO): complement activation, classical pathway; innate immune response; phagocytosis, engulfment
Cellular component (GO): immunoglobulin complex, circulating; blood microparticle; external side of plasma membrane
Molecular function (GO): antigen binding; immunoglobulin receptor binding
Source: RefSeq, a predicted model, not a curated record
AUGGUCAGCGUCACCGAGCUCUGCCCGUUGUCCCUGGAGAUCGUCACCCGGCCCUUCAACGACGGUGCGUACCAGGUGCUGCUACCAUCACUGCUGAUGUACGCGACGAAUUCCAGCGCCUGCCCGGGUCUCUGGCGGAUCCAAAACAUGGCAAACCUCCCGAAAUCGAAGCCAGACCCUCGGCAGAGGAGGCGCAGGGACCCCCCGGGGGGCUGGAGGUCCCCCCCGGACUCCAGCAGGGUCACGGCCGCCCGGAGCCCUGCGGGAACAAGGGGAGAUGGGGAUGAGGUGCCGGAUCCGGGGCUCCGGGCGGCCGUGACCCUGCUGGAGUCCGGGGGGGACCUCCAGCCCCCCGGGGGGUCCCUGCGCCUCCUCUGCCGAGGGUCCGGGUUCAGUUUCGGGGAUUUUGGAAUGUACUGGAUCCGCCAGAGACCCGGGCAGGCCCUGGAAUACAUCGCAGGGAUCUACAGCGGUGGCAGCACCUUCUACGCGCCGUCGGUGAAGGGCCGGGUGACGAUCUCCAGGGACAACGGGCAGAGCUCGGUGACGCUCACCAUGAACAGCCUCAAGGACGAGGAUUCCGGAUCCUAUUUCUGUGCCAAAUCUUAUAACACUGGUGCUAGUCCUGCUCGUAUUGCCGUGACCCUGCUGGAGUCCGGGGGGGACCUCCAGCCCCCCGGGGGGUCCCUGCGCCUCCUCUGCCGAGGGUCCGGGUUCAGUUUUGGCAGUUUUGACAUGCAAUGGAUCCGCCAGAGACCCGGGCAGGCGCUGGAGUGGGUCGGGAGCAUCAACACUGGUGGCAGCACCUGGUACGCGCCAUCGGUGCAGGGCCGGGUGACGAUCUCCAGGGACAACGGGCAGAGCUCGGUGACGCUGACCAUGAACAGCCUCAAGGACGAGGAUUCCGGAUCCUAUUUCUGUGCCAAAGCUGCUGGUGGUUACUAUGCACCGCUCUCGUUCCGCGGCUGCGCCAAUGGGAAGGUGCCGGCAGCCGACGCGCCCGGCAGCAGACACAGAACCCAACCUUACAGCUCACGUUCCGAGUUUUUGGGCCAGUCACACUAA